ACAAAGGAAGGAUGAGGUCCUCCAGUCUGUGUGUUCUCCUGAGCCUCGCAGUGGCAGCUCACUGUGACCCACAGUCAGAGACGACCGUGCAAGAUGAAAACUUUGCAGAGAGCUAUUUGAAGAAUUUCUUCAAUCUGACAGAGGAAAGCGGUUCAGCAUCCAGACGAGGGAUCAGCCCUGUGAGCAAGAAGCUCUCUGAGAUGCAGAGAUUCUAUGGUCUUCAGAUCACUGGAACACUGGACACUGACACCAUUGCCAUGAUGAAGAAGCCCCGCUGUGGUGUUCCAGAUGGCAACAUCGCCCGUUUCUCCACGUUUGGAGGAAACCUCAAGUGGGAGAAGAACAGCCUUACCUUCAGGAUUGAGAACUACACGCCUGACAUGUCCAGGUCAGAGGUGGACGACUCCAUCGAGAAAGCGCUGCAGGUCUGGGCCAGAGUCACUCCACUGAGGUUCACACGCAUCUACAGUGGCACCGCUGACAUCAUGAUCUCCUUUGGGAGCCAGUCACAUGGAGAUUAUUACCCCUUUGACGGCCGUGACGGCACUCUGGCUCAUGCCUUCGCUCCAUCUAAUGGCAUCGGAGGAGAUGCUCAUUUUGACGAGGAUGAAAACUUCACCUUCCGCUCCAAUGGAGGCUACGUCCUCUUCAUGGUUGCAGCCCAUGAAUUUGGUCAUUCCCUGGGCUUGUCUCACUCUGAUGACCCCGGUGCUCUCAUGUAUCCCGUGUACACAUACAGAAACCCUGAGACCUUUGUUCUGCCCCGGGACGAUGUCAACGGCAUCCAGUCUCUCUAUGGUCCAAACACUGAGAAGGAUCCGUCUGUAGCUGAACCUCCACCUCCCACCACCCCUGACGCCUGUGACUCAACCAUGGUGUUGGAUGCUGUCACCACCCUGCGAGGAGAGAUGUUCUUUUUCAAAGACAGUUUUUUCUGGCGCAGCUAUCCACAGAGCAGCAUGCCCCAGCAAAGCCUCAUCACCAGCUUCUGGCCCAGUGCUCCGGUCAAUAUUGACGCCGCUUUCGAGAGCCGGCAGUCGGACCGAAUCUUUUUCUUUAAAGGUCGGAAAGUGUAUGCCUUCAGCGGCUACAGACCAGAGCGGGGUUAUCCAAAAAAACUGACCAGAUUUGGUUUUCCGAGAAACGUGAGGAAAAUCGAUGCUGCCCUCUAUGACGUACACUCGGGAAAAACUCUGUUCUUUGUGGACAACAAUUACUACAGUUAUGAUAAUGCCAGACGAUCUAUGGACCAGGGAUUCCCCAAACGUAUCGAUCAGACCUUUUCUGGACUCAACAAGGUGACUGCAGCUUUCCAGUACCGAGGCUUCACUUACCUCUACAGUGGACCCUAUAUGUUUGAGUAUGACCUGAAGUCUGGAAGGUUGUAUCGUGUGUUGAGGAACAGCUACUUCCUACGUUGCACUAAAUACUAACUUGUGUUGAAUGCAAGUGAAUGUACGGGUAACGGUGUUGCAACAUUAAACUCAAGAUAUUUCUCCUAUAUUUCUAUUAUUUUUUUAAUAUUUAACAUUUUAACAUUUCAUCAGCUCUGC
Messenger RNA from Solea senegalensis (Senegalese sole), 1553 nucleotides. Its product is annotated as collagenase 3-like. Lineage: Eukaryota; Metazoa; Chordata; Actinopteri; Pleuronectiformes; Soleidae. Gene Ontology annotation, molecular function: metalloendopeptidase activity; zinc ion binding. Gene Ontology annotation, biological process: proteolysis; collagen catabolic process; extracellular matrix organization. The transcript has 10 exons. Gene Ontology annotation, cellular component: extracellular matrix. The record is from RefSeq and is a predicted model, not a curated record. The coding region runs from base 12 to 1433 and encodes 473 amino acids.